AUGGCCCAGGUUUCUUCUGAAGUUGAACAUGUUUCUCCUCAAGAUGAAGCAGCCGCCGCGGAAACCUCAAUCCGGUCCCUACUCAAUGACUGUUCCUCCAUUGGGGACUCGGUCUUGAGGGCUCUGGUUGAAGAAUACGCUUUUCAGGCUCUGUCUGAAGGACUCCUGAGGAAAAGACUGCGUUACACAGUUUGUGCCCCUGAAGCACAUGAAGGUAAUGAUUUGCUUUCCCUAACGUUUCCCAGAAAACUUUGGAGGAUCGUUGAAAGUAACCAAUUUGAAUCAAUUUGGUGGGAUGAGACUGGAACAUCUAUCGUGAUUAAUGAGGAACUCUUCAAGAAAGAAGUUUUGGAAAGGAAGGCCCCCUUCAAUAUAUUUGAGACACAGAGUAUGAAAAGUUUCGUCCGGCAGCUGAAUCUCUAUGGGUUCAGCAAAACAGGAAAGAAUUUUCAACGAUCCGCUUCUCUGGCUGACUUCCUGGCAGAAGAAAGGGAAGCCUCUGUUUUCAACAAGUUACAAUUCUACUGUAAUCCAAAUUUCAAACGAGGCUGUCCCCAACUGUUAAUGAGAAUGAAGAGGAGAGUUGGCACUAAAACUGCUUCUCCCAUACCGGCUUCCUUAGUUCAACAUUUCAACAAGAAGCCCUCUUGCUCAGGGAAGGGGGUAGGUAACCAGAAUACUAGUUCCCAAGCUGAAAGUAGGAGAGAGACUACUGCUUCAACUUCUACAAACAUUCAUGCACCUCAAAUCAAGAAGUCUUCCACCAGCACGGCGAUCGCGAAUACAGUUGUCCCCAUCAGAAAUAGUUUUUCUCUUCCACCAUUAAGUUUGGUCAGUUUACCAGGACCACAUGCUCUCUUAAAUCAGCAGACCCCUUCUUAUGGACGCUCACCUAGCAGCCACACGCAGGGAAACGGUCACCUUGUCAAUCUUGUUACAGCACCAACUUCUCAAUACCUCUCUCCCCCACAAAAACCGACGGCAGAACCCUCCACGUUCCCGAUUGGCCUCCCUGAUUAUUCCACCAACGAGGAUCCUCCUCAAAAGCUCUUCGUACCCGGAAAGAAAUGGAUUCUAGUGCCUGUGAUGGCAGAUACGGCUGCCAGCUUUCUCCCAAGGUUAACUCACAAAACUUCUUCAGCCUAG
Messenger RNA from Echinops telfairi (small Madagascar hedgehog), 1146 nucleotides. RefSeq names its product heat shock transcription factor, Y-linked-like. Gene Ontology annotation, biological process: regulation of DNA-templated transcription. Gene Ontology annotation, molecular function: DNA-binding transcription factor activity; sequence-specific DNA binding. The record is from RefSeq and is a predicted model, not a curated record. Lineage: Eukaryota; Metazoa; Chordata; Mammalia; Afrosoricida; Tenrecidae. Bases 1 to 1146 code for a protein of 381 amino acids. The transcript has a single exon.